ACUUGUAAGCAGGGGCGGACUAAUCAUUCGAGCACUCCCCGAGGGUCCGGGGUCAGUAGGGGGCGCCUUGAGAUGCCCCUGGUAUCUUUCGUUGGCUUUUUCAUAGGCUUUUUUUGGGUGUGGGCGAGGACACAGGGGCCCCAUGAUCCCCUAUUGCCCGUGGGCCCCAUGAGUUGUCAGUCUGCCCCUGCUUGUAAACACAAUCAAGUGUAGCUAAUCACCUUCUUAAUAACACACAAAAGCUGACCCCCUGGUCACACCACUGGCAAAAACCGUUUCCUUGAGUUUGCUAUUUCAU
Staurois parvus is the source of this 298-nucleotide messenger RNA. Lineage: Eukaryota; Metazoa; Chordata; Amphibia; Anura; Ranidae. The record is from the annotation of a GenBank genome assembly.